ACACAUAGGCAUGAUUGUAUUUGUGUAGUUGUGUACAAAUGAAAAAUGUUUGCCAAGUGAAUCUGACCAUUGAUAUCCCACCAACAGUGCAGACACCCUCUCUGAAGCAUAUAAAAGAAAGAGGCCUUUCAACUGUCCAACAACACAGAUCACACACUCAAAAGCCUUGGACAGAGACUCUGACACCAACAUGCUCUUGUUCCUCUUCUUGUUUGGUGUGGCUCUGGGUGCUGAGCCUCCUUCAGACGACCAGCAAGUGAUGCUACAGCAGGCUAACUGCUCCACGUCAUGGAACAGCUUCAACGGCAGCUGCUACAAGUUUGUCGCCACACGAAUGACCUGGGCUGAUGCAGAGCUCCACUGUGUGUCACAGAGAGCCAACCUGGUGUCUAUCCACAGUCUGGAAGAAAACAAUUUCGUCGAAUCCCUGAUCAAGAACUUUGAACGUUUUCCGGGACACACCUGGAUCGGAUUCAGUGACAUCCACAAAGAAGGCAGCUGGAUGUGGUCUGAUGGGUCUGUGGUCGACUUUCUCCUGUGGGAUGAACGACGGCCAGACAAUGCUGCAGGAAUUGAACACUGCGGACACAAAAACUUCAAGAGGGGUUUAAAAUGGAAUGACGGCCCAUGCUCUAAUAUAUUUACCUUUAUUUGUGCAUAUAACCUGAAUUGUCCUUAGCAACAGAGAGGUUUGUCACAUUCAAAUCAGUGGCUUUCUACCUCCUUAAAGAUGCAAAUGUGUGAGCGUAUGUACAAUUUCUACUUGUGAAUAAACUCAAGUUUUGGACUCCCAUCAAAAAAUUUUGUUU
This is a messenger RNA of Centropristis striata (black sea bass), 809 nucleotides long. Its product is annotated as galactose-specific lectin nattectin-like. The record is from RefSeq and is a predicted model, not a curated record. Bases 191 to 679 code for a protein of 162 amino acids. Gene Ontology annotation, molecular function: signaling receptor activity. NCBI's taxonomy places the organism in Eukaryota, Metazoa, Chordata, Actinopteri, Perciformes, Serranidae. The transcript has a single exon.